AGAAACCACUAUCAGUUUCUUACCGAAGUCUCUGGUCAGUUUUCCCGCGCUUUCGAGCAUAGGGAGAUAGAGAUGGCGAUGUUAGUGGCGAAUUUGUCUUCCUCAAGCGUCUGUUUGUUUCCCCCUCGCCGCUCUCAAUCUCAGAAGGAAAUCGGAAGCGACGUUAGAGUUCGAAGAGAUGUGAUUUCCAAUAAAGCUUCUCUGAGAACGGUGCCGCCUGUCGAAGACAGAAGAGAUUAUGCGGAUUCGAUCUCAACAUUUGAUCGAAGCUUAACGGAUGCGAAUACUCGAUUACGGAGAUUCUGCGAAGCGGGGAACCUGGAGAGCGCCGUGAAACUUCUUCGCGUAUCUGGGAAGUGGGAUAUUGAUCGGAGAACGCUAUGCUCUGUUCUUCAGCUCUGUGCGGAUACGAGAUCUCUCAAGGACGGUAAAGAAGUUGAUUCCUUUAUCCGUAGCAACGGGUUCGUCUUAGAUUCGAUUUUGGGGUCGAAACUCGCGCUUAUGUAUACAAACUGUGGAAUCGACAUCGAUUUGGCUACUGUAGUUAGCGUUUUCGCAGGCUGUGCUGAUUCAGGGUUUAUCUCCUUAGGUAGAGCUGUCCAUGGUCUUGGGCUGAAAGCUUGUUUGAGUAGAGAGGACCGGUUUUGUAAUAAACUGCUUGAUAUGUAUUCGAAAUGCGGCGAUCUAGACUCUGCUAAAGCUGUGUUUACGGAGAUGAGUGAUCGGACUGUUGUGUCAUACACUUCCAUGAUCGCUGGUUACGCUAGAGAAGGUUUGGCUGGAGAAGCUGUGAAGCUGUUUACAGAGAUGGAGGGAGAAGGUAUUAGCCCCGAUGCUCAUACCGUCACUGCGGUUCUGAAGUGUUGUGCACGUAAUAGGUUAUUAGAGGAAGUUUGGUAA
This is a messenger RNA of Thlaspi arvense, 900 nucleotides long. NCBI's taxonomy places the organism in Eukaryota, Viridiplantae, Streptophyta, Magnoliopsida, Brassicales, Brassicaceae. The record is from the annotation of a GenBank genome assembly.